This is a messenger RNA of Suillus subaureus, 627 nucleotides long. RefSeq lists its product as uncharacterized. The transcript is spliced from 7 exons. The coding region runs from base 1 to 627 and encodes 208 amino acids. Lineage: Eukaryota; Fungi; Basidiomycota; Agaricomycetes; Boletales; Suillaceae. The record is from RefSeq and is a predicted model, not a curated record.
AUGGAUACUUUCAUUAAUCUCGCGAAGCAAGGUUACGAGACGUACUCUGAGUCUCAGAAUCAGUCUCACGUACACAAGACCGGAGGCCAGGAGUACAACUCUCCUGACAACCGCCCUCCCCAAUCUUACAGAUCCUCGUUCAACUCGGACGAAGUGAACCAGCAUAUUGACUCUGAAAACCAUGGCUUCGCAAACCAAGCACUGUCUCAUGCGCACAGGCAUCAAGGUGAAAUCGACGAAGAUGGUGUCCAAAACCUCAGGAAUGCCCACCAACAAGCAUUCAGCUCUGAGGGUCGGGGCCCACAAGGCAUGGCACCCGAUGCAUUGGGUGGAGCUGCGGCCUUUCAAGUGUUCACGGAUAUGAUGAGCGGUGGCGGCGGCGGAAGUCACGGAAGCAGCGGUGGAGGCGAUAUGCAGAGCAAGCUUGUUGGCAUGGCCAUGCAACACGCUUCCUCGCUCUUCGACCAAUCUGGUGGCGGAUCUAGCGAGGCCAAACAAAGCGCCAUGAACAGCGCUGCUACUUAUGUUAUGCAGCUUUUGAUGAAGAAGGAGAUGAGUUCUUUCAUCGGUGGAGGCAGCAGUGGAGGCUUGAGCGGAAUCAUGGGCAUGGCAAGCAAGUUCAUGUAA